Clarias gariepinus (North African catfish) is the source of this 1752-nucleotide messenger RNA. RefSeq names its product THUMP domain containing 1 (gene thumpd1). NCBI's taxonomy places the organism in Eukaryota, Metazoa, Chordata, Actinopteri, Siluriformes, Clariidae. Gene Ontology annotation, molecular function: RNA binding. Gene Ontology annotation, biological process: tRNA modification. The record is from RefSeq and is a predicted model, not a curated record. Bases 204 to 1460 code for a protein of 418 amino acids. The transcript is spliced from 5 exons.
CGCAGAGGCACGCCGCCGCUUGUGUAGCCGCGCGCGCGUGUGUGUGAGAGUAUAGUCAGGCUGAGUGUGAUUAUUAAAGGGCUUAGUAACGGGUUAGACUGCAGCUGCACUCCUGUAGCACGUGCUGCUCUAGAACAUUCCUCAGCACCUCCUGACCAAUCAGAGCGCAGCACCCGGCCCACGUGUGUGGUGUUGAGCAGGUGAUGUCUGAGAGUGUGCAGGAUGAGAGGAGGAGGAACAAGAGGAGGUAUGGAGGUCCACAGGGGGGCGCUAAGAGGAGGAGAGGGGGCAGGGAGCUGGAGGCGGGCAUGCAGGGCAUCCUCAUCACCUGUAACAUGAACGAGCGCCGCUGCACCGCCGAGGCCUACAGCCUGCUGAACGAGUACGCAGACCAGCUGUACGGGCCUGAGCAGUUAACAGACACUAAAGACAGCGGCAGCAGCAGUGAGGAUGACGUAGAGGCGGCGCUGCAAAAGGAGGUGAAACAGUUCCACUCGUCUACAGAGAGACAACAGAGACGCUUUACUGCAGUCGAGAGCGGAGCAAACAACGUCCUGUUCAUCCGCACACACAACAUUGAUCCGGCUCAGCUGGUGCACUCCAUCCUGCAGGAUCUCUACAGCACUCGGAGGUUGAAGUCGCGGGUGAUUCUGCGCAUGUUGCCGGUGUGUGGCUCAUGUAAAGCGUUCCCUGAAGACAUGCUGAAGUUCCUGAACUCGUUCCUGCAGCCCUGGUUCCUCUCCCCAAACCAGGCCUCCUACCAGAUCUGCUUCAAAGCUCGCAACAAUAACAAUAGCAAGAGGGACGACAUCAUCAAGAGCAUCGCUGGUUUGGUGAACCAGUUAAAUCCGAAUAACAAAGUGGACCUGACCGAUCCGGAGCUCAGCAUCAUCAUCGAGGUGAUAAAGUCAGUGUGCUGCGUCAGCGUGAUCCGAGACUACAAACGCUUUCGAAAAUACAACCUACAGGAAGUGGCCAAGGGCCCGGCCAAUCAGGAGUCUCCCGAACAGGAAGUCACAAAGGGCCCGGCCAAUCAGGAGUCAACGCAACAGGAAGUCACAAAGGGCCCAGUCAAUCAGGAGUCACCCCAACAGGAAGUCACAAAGGCCCCAGCCAAUCAGGAGUCACCCGAACAGGAAGUCACAAAGGGCCCGGCCAAUCAGGAGUCAACGCAACAGGAAGUCACAAAGGGCCCAGCCAAUCAGGAGUCAUCCCAACAGGAAGUCACAAAGGCCCCAGCCAAUCAGGAAUCACCGCAACAGGAAGUCACAAAGGGCCCAGCCAAUCAGGAAUCACCGCAACAGGAAGUCACAAAGAGCCCAGACAAUCAGGAGUCACCCCAACAGGAAGUCACAAAGGGCCCAGCCAAUCAGGAAUCAACACAACAGGAAGUCACAAAGGGCCCAGCCAAUCAGGAGUCACUCCAGCAGGAAGUGGGAAUAAAAGAAGUAUGUCAGUAGCAGAGGAAGCAGGAAAUGUUCGACUGCAAAGACGAUCAGACAGAAGAACAGAUUGUGGGUGGGGACAGUGUAAGAAAGGAGGCGGAGCUAGUGUAGUUAAAGGUUUGUUCCAAACCCAACCUUUAUGCUCCUGGUGAUUAUGGAGAGGGGAAGGAGUCCAUACUGAAUACACACUUUUAUAAUUGCGUGCGUGUGUGUGUGUAAAAUGUUGAGUGUCUUGAAGUUUUCUUUAUUUGUACUUUCUUUACCUAGUUUUGUGCGAUACAUUUAUUAAAACUGUGUGUUAAAUACA